AUAGUUGUUUUCAUGAGUCGUCAUGGUCAAAACUGAUUGGUUCAAAAUUGAUCCUUCGGUGGGUUGGGGAUAGUUCAAUAUUUAUAGUCAACUGCACGUAGAAAAUAGAUUUAUUUAAAUGUGGACAUUUGGGAUUUUUUUUCUUUUUUUCUUUUUCCUUCAAAUGGGGUUCUAAAGUAAUCUUUUGUUUAUGGUGAUAAAUGAUGAUACCAAAAAUGUUAAUUGUUUGAACUUUUAUUUAGUUGGCUCAAUAAUUAAAGAAAAAUUGUGUCUAGUUCCUUUUCAUGGGGAUGGAAGAAGUUCACUGGUAAAAGUUCUUUGGUCACUAACAAUCUUCUCUCAACAGAUAUGGAAAGCAUUUUGUUUUUUGGUUUUUGUUUAUCUUAUAACUGAAAAAAAAAAGAGUAGAAGGAAAUGAUUAGAGUGACUUUUUUUUAUCUAGAUGUUGUCAUUGUAGUAUCCUACUAGCUUUGUGAAUUCUAAUCCUUACUUCACCUAAGAUUUUCUUUUGGGAAAUUAAGUUCCAUCACCUAAGAAAUAACCAGAGACUCUUUUGUUUGGAUGUCCAUGUUGUGUAUCCAUUUAAAUUCUUUUUCUUUAAGUCCACCAUGAAUGAUUUGUUUUUUAGAUAAGUGAUAUUUCGUUUGUGUUAAUGGUUUUUCAUUUACUUUAAAUUCUUUUACUUUAUUUUCUUUACAAUGAUUGUUUUUCUUUGUCAAUUAUAUUAUUUGUUGGCUUCCUCUCUCUCUGUCAAUAUAUAUUAGUUUUUGGCCCCCCUAAGAAGAAUGUCUCCACCUGAUGGACCAUCACAUGAGAUGGUUGUCCCUACUGCAUCUAUUAAUAUGCCCAACAAACGGAAAAGAGGUAGAAAUCUAUGCACCAAGUUUAAAAAAUUGAGGGAAAAUGGACUCGUUCCGACAACCAUCCCUCCAGGGGCCAAAGGACCUGUGGGCGAAAAUGCUGGUGUGUUUACAAGAAGGGUGGGCUUCAUCGUUCGUGAACAUGCGAACCUUAGCUAUGAAUCUUGGUCUAAGGCCCCAUAAGAACACCGACAAAUGUUGAAGAAUCGUUUGGUGGCUGAUUUCACGUUGGACUCAAAUCGUGUUGAGGAUAAGAUGUGUAUGGAGAUUUCAUUGUCAAGUUGCUAUAAUAAUGUUCGGAGUAACUAUUACAAGGAGUACUUGCCAUUUAGUAAGGAGGACGUGAGGGCCAAUGUUCCACCAGAUUUGACACAGGAUAAAUGGGAUGCUUUAUGUGAUCUAUAUGAAACAACCUCAUGGAAGAAAAAGUCUGACCGGAAUAAGGAGAACAGAGGAAAGAACAAAACUGGUCACACUUGUGGAUCCAAAUCAUUUAUUGCUUACUAUGAAGAGAAAAAACAAGGUGGUAAAGAGAUUGGAAAAGUGGAUUUUUAUAAGAUGACCCGCACAAAGAAAGAUGGUUCUUUUGUGACUACUACCAGUGAAGAAAAUUACAAUCUAAUGAUAGAAAAAGUAGCUGAUGAAGAGAACCAAAGCACUGAGGAGGAAAUUUUUACAGAAGUGCUAGGGACAAGGCGAGGCUUUGUAAGAGGGAUGAGAAAAUUUGUGAUUCCGACCCCAACCCCUUCUUCUCAUUUGCGAUAUGAGACAAGCAUGAAUAUGGAGUUGGAAACCUGCAAGCAAGAUUUGUCCAAUACGAUGCUGAAACUGUCUGAUGCGGAGCAAAAACAGGGUGAGUCGGAUCAAAAACUUGCUGAAACAAAUGGCACAGUUGCAGAGUCAGGUAGAGGAACAACAUCAGCAACUAGCUAUACUGAUGGCAAGGUUUGGUAGCUAGUCUAUAAGGUGGUUAGUUUAUUAGUAUUUGAGACUUUGUUAUUACUUUAUGAAGACUUUGUUAUUACUUUAUGAAGACUUUGUUAUUACUAGUUGAAGAACUUGUUAUUACUUUAUUAGUAUUUGAGACAAUAGAUUGGAAUUAAAAUUAUGUAUGUGAUAUUGAACUUGGGAAUUGUUUUUCCUUAUUAGUAGUUAUUGCCUUUAUUCCUUUGAUGGUU
Molecule: messenger RNA, 2038 nt
Organism: Quercus robur (English oak)
Lineage: Eukaryota; Viridiplantae; Streptophyta; Magnoliopsida; Fagales; Fagaceae
Exons: 6
Coding region: 1056-1814 (252 amino acids)
Source: RefSeq, a predicted model, not a curated record